AUGUCCCAAAAAGAAGAAAUAAAAGGAAAAACUCGCGGAACAAGAAAUGGCCCUGGAAAAAUUGAGAGACAGCUGCGUAAGAAAAAUUUGGUGUUGUUCGGAGUUGAGGAAAAAAAGGAUUCAUAUUUUGAUCUGGUAGAUACCGUUUUGGAAAUAAUAAAAGAGUUUAUGAAAAUAACUUGCGAAAAACAAGAAAUAGAGUCUGUUCGAAGAAUAGGAAAAAUUGGCUCUAAAAACUCUCCUUACUAUAUCAUGGAAGAUUAUCCUAAGAAAAUAUUAGAAAAACGAAAACACUUAAAGGAAGACCUGGCAAAAGAAAUAGAGCAAGGAAACAAUGCAGUCGUCAGGUAUGAUAAAAUUAUAAUUCUUAAGGACAAAAAAUUACUGAAGCAAAAUAACAAGAGAAAUUUAUCGGUAUCACCAGAAAACUCUGGAACAUUCAACUCUCCAUUUACCAAUAACAUUACUCAGAUUUCUAAAAGGAAUAGGACUAUUAAAGCAUUUAUGGCAACAACAAAAGUGAAAGAAAAUAUGACGAAGAGGGUUAAGGAUACCAUGGAAUCUACGGAAUAG
Messenger RNA from Parnassius apollo (apollo), 573 nucleotides. The record is from the annotation of a GenBank genome assembly. NCBI's taxonomy places the organism in Eukaryota, Metazoa, Arthropoda, Insecta, Lepidoptera, Papilionidae.